AUGAGGGCUGAACGGGCAGCAAUCUCCCACGCCGAGCUGCUCGACUACAUGCAGCAGAGGGGCUUCACCCCGGGUGCAGCAGCAGAUGUGGUGGGGCGGCUGGAAAAGUCGGGCGCCAUGCUUAACCUCAGCGGCACCAUCUUGCUGCGGCCCGGCGAGGUGGCGGAAGCGCUGGCAAUGGUGCUGCCCAGCAGCUUGGAAACCGCCACCGAGCGGCUGCGUGCGGCACAGCAGGAGCUGGCAGCCCUAGAUGCCCAGCAGGCCAAGAUUGGGCGGCGAGCGGCAUGGCGGCAGCACGGCUUGGUCUGGGGCGGGCUGUCGUCGCAGCUUGCGCUCUGGGGCCUCAUGUAUCGGCUCACCUUCUGGGAGCUGUCAUGGGAUGAGCCCAUCUGUUUUUUUGUGGGGGGUGGACAGGCGCUCAUGUGCUAUGCCUACUUCAUGCUCACACGCCGCGAGUUCACCUGGGAGGCGGCGCUGGAGCGCUAUGUGGGCCGCUGGGAGGCUACUGAGCUGCAGCGCGCCGGCUGGGAUGCGCGGCACUAUGCACGCCUGAAGGUCGAAGUGCAGCGGCUGGGCGAGCUGGUGCAGGCGGCGCAGCAGCAGGAGGAGCGGCAGAGGCUGGCUGAGGCGCAGCAGCAGCAGGAAGAGCCUGCCCAAGGAGUGUCAGCGGCAGAGGGCAAGAACGAUGCGUGA
Messenger RNA from Chlorella variabilis, 693 nucleotides. RefSeq lists its product as hypothetical. The transcript is spliced from 4 exons. The record is from RefSeq and is a predicted model, not a curated record. Gene Ontology annotation, cellular component: uniplex complex; mitochondrial inner membrane. Gene Ontology annotation, molecular function: calcium channel activity; uniporter activity. Lineage: Eukaryota; Viridiplantae; Chlorophyta; Trebouxiophyceae; Chlorellales; Chlorellaceae. Gene Ontology annotation, biological process: mitochondrial calcium ion homeostasis; calcium import into the mitochondrion. Bases 1 to 693 code for a protein of 230 amino acids.